AUGAAAGAUCAUCAAGUCACUAAGAAAUCUUCUGAUAGUAGCAGUAAUAAAUCAUCAUCAUCAAUAAAUGCUACUGCUGAAUUUGAAUUGAAUUCUUUUGUGACUAUUGACACAACUAUAGACUAUGAAGAUGUAUUUGAUAGGUUCGAUCUAGAGGAACUUUAUACACCAUCACCAUUACUUAGAUAUCUUGAGCAAAGAUGCAUAUAA
Entrophospora sp. SA101 is the source of this 210-nucleotide messenger RNA. Lineage: Eukaryota; Fungi; Glomeromycota; Glomeromycetes; Entrophosporales; Entrophosporaceae. The record is from the annotation of a GenBank genome assembly.